AUGGACUACGCCAUGGAGGACACGCAGAACGCAGCACCAGGCAGUGUGCAAGCCGCGAAGCUCGCCGGCACGCGCAAGGGCCCCGAUGCGCAGAGCGUCACCAAGAGAUUACAAACGGAGCUGAUGCAACUGAUGACCUCCCCGGCCCCCGGCGUCUCGGCCUUCCCAUCGGCGGACGGCAACCUGAUGUCGUGGGCGGCGACGAUCGAGGGACCCGACGACACGCCGUACGCGGGGCUGAACUUCAAGCUGGGGUUCGCGUUCCCGUCCAACUACCCCUACGCCCCGCCGACCGUCACGUUCAAGACGCCCAUCUACCAUCCCAACUUCGACUUUUCCGGACGAAUCUGCCUGGACAUCCUGAAGGACAAGUGGACGGCUGCGUACAACAUCCAGACGGUAUUGUUGAGUUUGCAGAGUCUGCUUGGAGAGCCCAACAACUCAUCCCCCUUAAACGGCGAGGCAGCCGAGCUCUGGGACAAGGACCCCGAGGAGUUCAAGCGGAAGGUCCUGGGCCGACACCGAGAUGUAGAUGAUGACUGA
This is a messenger RNA of Anthostomella pinea, 543 nucleotides long. Lineage: Eukaryota; Fungi; Ascomycota; Sordariomycetes; Xylariales; Xylariaceae. The record is from the annotation of a GenBank genome assembly.